GGACUAAGGAAAGUGUUUCUAUGUCGGAUCUGUCAGAGCUCAGCGUUGCCAGAACAAGCACAAAAAUCGCCAGAAUUGAUACUUCUUCAAAUCACAGUUAAUGGAAAGGGGUAGGUUUGGUUCAAAGAGCGGGGGCGGGGGGUGCUUUCUAUUUGCGAAAUGUCUGAUUUGCUCCAGAACCUUAUAUCCGCCAAAAUAAAAACUCCCGCAAAUUUGGAGAAAAUCCGUCAAUAUGGCACCACUGGUAUUCCAGUCUGAGUUCUGGGUUCUGGGGUCCUAUUUCGUGAAGUCGUUCUUCAGAUUGAGAUAUAGAACUAUUUGCGAAGAUAACUUUACGACUGUGGUGCCAGUGAGAGUUUACGGUUAGAUGGUAAGAACGAUGCCAAUUGGACACGUUUUACAGAAGAAGAAAUGCAACUCACCCAAUAUGGCCAAACAGAUGCAAGUGCAAGGGCAUCUUAUUGAAAUCUCAACGACCAAAUCACAGAUUUUCACAAUCUUUUCAGGGCCAAGAGCACACCGACGCGAUGGAUACACCUCAUUCAAACAUACCGAUAUCUAACUAAGAACACGUUCUUGGCUCCCAGGCACAUACUGUAUGUCUUUGUUUGUAUGGUUUUUUAUUUUGUAUUUACAUCUAAUAUUACAUUCAGAAAUAUUUUUAUUCUGUCUGUGACAGAAAUAUGGAGGAUUUAUUUAUUAUGUCACGUUUUACCUGGUAAGUUAUCCAUACUCUUAUCAUGUUGUCAUAUCAUGCAACACGGAAAACGAUAGCAAGAACCGCAUCAAGUAGAUCGACUGGAUAUUUACUCUCGAUAACAAAUUUUUAUGCUCUAUGAAAGGUGGAACAAAUAACAGUGACAACGAAUUGGAAAUCGUUUUUGAAACAUCAAGAUUUAUCUAAUGACUUUCUAACACGCCAUAUCGGCAAUAA
Molecule: messenger RNA, 934 nt
Organism: Acanthoscelides obtectus
Lineage: Eukaryota; Metazoa; Arthropoda; Insecta; Coleoptera; Chrysomelidae
Source: the annotation of a GenBank genome assembly